Molecule: messenger RNA, 24664 nt
Organism: Pseudopipra pipra
Lineage: Eukaryota; Metazoa; Chordata; Aves; Passeriformes; Pipridae
Gene: GRIN2B
Product: glutamate ionotropic receptor NMDA type subunit 2B
Exons: 14
Coding region: 647-5158 (1503 amino acids)
Biological process (GO): excitatory postsynaptic potential; long-term synaptic potentiation; monoatomic ion transport
Cellular component (GO): plasma membrane; NMDA selective glutamate receptor complex
Molecular function (GO): NMDA glutamate receptor activity
Source: RefSeq, a predicted model, not a curated record
GGAUUUUUUUUUGCAAAAUGUAUUUUUAGGGUGAUGCUCUGAGCACUUCCCCCUCCCCGCCCCGCAUCUCCCACCCGGGCAGUAACAGAGGAGAGACUGAAGAAGUUGAGCAUGUCUGAGGCGGAUCAGCCUUGCAGGCAGAGAGGGGGGCAGUAGCUACUCAGAGCAAACCGAGUGCUUGAAGCAGGAUUUGCUGGAAGGGGACGCUUUGAGGAUAAUCAUGCUUCACAGAAGAACGGCACCGACCUCCAGUUGCAUUAAACACAACCUCUUUCAAUAGGGCUCCAGGAAAAAAAAAAGAAUUAUAAGAAUAAUCAUUAAAAAGGCGAAAGGAAUGCUUACUCUGGAACCUGCAUUUGAUGAUCCUCACCAGUCGUGCUGAAUAUCCUCUGUAGUGAUUCUCUCCAGCUUUUGAAUUUGCACCGCUUCAAGACGCAAGAUUGCCACAAAGAAACCUCUAUUUUUUUUACAGCCAAGUAGGAUUGUUUUUUAGCUCAUUCCCCCACAUUUGCCCCCCGACCCUUAUUCUUCUUAUGUGGAUAUGCAAGCAAGAAGAGGAGACUGGACAUUCCCAACAUGCUCUCUCCCUUGAUCUGUCCGUCUAGAGGUUCUGCUUCUACAAACCAAGGGAGUCGAAGAACCGAAGAUGAGGCCCAGUGUGGAGUGCUACUCUCCGAGGUUUUGGCUGGUGCUGGCAGUCCUUGCAACAACAGGGAGCGGGGCCCAUGCCCAGAAAAGCCACCCGAGCAUUGGCAUUGCAGUCAUCCUGGUGGGCACCUCAGACGAAGUGGCCAUCAAAGAUGCCCACGAGAAAGAUGACUUCCACCACCUCUCAGUGGUGCCUCGGGUGGAGCUGGUGGCCAUGAAUGAGACAGAUCCUAAGAGCAUCAUCACCCGCAUCUGUGACCUCAUGUCAGAUCGGAAGAUUCAAGGGGUGGUAUUUGCUGAUGACACAGACCAGGAAGCCAUUGCCCAGAUCCUGGACUUCAUCUCUGCCCAGACCCUCACUCCCAUCCUGGGCAUCCAUGGAGGCUCCUCUAUGAUUAUGGCAGAUAAGGAUGAGUCAUCCAUGUUCUUCCAGUUUGGCCCAUCAAUAGAACAACAAGCUUCUGUCAUGCUCAACAUCAUGGAAGAAUACGACUGGUACAUCUUCUCCAUUGUCACUACUUACUUCCCCGGUUACCAGGACUUUGUGAACAAGAUCCGCAGUACCAUUGAGCAUAGCUUUGUGGGUUGGGAACUGGAGGAGGUCCUCCUGUUGGACAUGUCCCUGGACGAUGGGGACUCAAAGAUCCAGAACCAGCUCAAGAAGCUUCAAAGCCCUGUUAUCCUCCUCUACUGCACAAAAGAAGAGGCCACCUACAUUUUUGAGGUGGCCAACUCUGUGGGUCUGACAGGCUAUGGUUACACGUGGAUCGUGCCCAGCCUGGUGGCAGGGGAUACAGACACUGUGCCAUCUGAGUUUCCCACUGGGCUCAUCUCUGUCUCAUAUGAUGAAUGGGACUACGGUCUUCCUGCCAGAGUAAGGGAUGGAAUAGCCAUAAUCACCACGGCUGCUUCUGAUAUGCUGUCUGAACACAGCUUCAUCCCUGAGCCCAAGAGCAGCUGUUACAACACCCAGGAGAAAAGGAUUUACCAGUCCAACAUGCUCAACAGGUACCUGAUCAAUGUCACCUUUGAAGGCAGGAAUUUGUCGUUCAGUGAGGACGGAUACCAGAUGCAUCCCAAGCUGGUCAUCAUCCUUUUGACCAAGGAGAGGAAGUGGGAGAGGGUGGGAAAAUGGAAGGAAAAAAAGUUGCAGAUGAAGUAUUAUGUGUGGCCACGCUUUGAGCUGUAUCCUGACUCUGAGGAACGUGAGGAUGAUCACCUGAGCAUCGUGACCUUGGAAGAGGCACCAUUUGUCAUUGUGGAGAAUGUGGACCCCCUAAGUGGCACCUGCAUGAGGAACACGGUCCCUUGCCAAAAACGCAUAGUGACUGAGAACAAAACUGAUGAGGAGCCAGACUACAUGAAGAAAUGUUGCAAGGGGUUCUGCAUUGACAUCCUCAAGAAAAUCUCAAAGUCUGUCAAGUUCACCUAUGACCUCUAUUUGGUGACUAAUGGCAAGCAUGGGAAAAAGAUCAAUGGAACGUGGAAUGGAAUGAUUGGAGAGGUCGUCACCAAACGGGCCUAUAUGGCUGUGGGAUCCCUCACCAUUAAUGAGGAGCGUUCAGAAGUGGUGGAUUUCUCUGUGCCCUUCAUUGAGACGGGAAUCAGUGUCAUGGUGUCACGUAGCAAUGGAACUGUCUCACCUUCUGCCUUCUUAGAGCCUUUCAGUGCUGAUGUAUGGGUGAUGAUGUUUGUGAUGCUGCUUAUCAUCUCUGCGGUGGCCGUCUUCGUCUUUGAGUACUUCAGCCCUGUGGGCUAUAAUCGGUGCCUUGCUGAUGGCAGAGAGCCAGGAGGUCCCUCUUUCACCAUUGGCAAAGCUAUCUGGUUGCUGUGGGGGCUGGUGUUCAACAACUCUGUGCCAGUACAGAAUCCCAAGGGUACCACUAGCAAGAUCAUGGUGUCGGUGUGGGCCUUCUUCGCUGUCAUCUUUCUGGCCAGCUACACUGCCAACCUGGCUGCCUUCAUGAUCCAAGAGGAAUACGUGGACCAGGUGUCUGGCUUGAGCGACAAAAAGUUUCAGAAACCAAAUGACUUCUCACCUCCUUUCCGCUUCGGGACGGUUCCUAAUGGCAGUACAGAGAGGAACAUUCGCAACAACUACCCUGAAAUGCACAGCUACAUGGUGAAGUUCAAUCAGAGGGGAGUGGAUGAUGCACUGUUCUCACUGAAGACUGGGAAGUUGGAUGCUUUCAUUUAUGAUGCAGCGGUGUUAAACUACAUGGCUGGCAGAGAUGAAGGCUGCAAACUGGUGACAAUUGGAAGUGGGAAAGUGUUUGCCUCCACUGGCUAUGGCAUUGCCAUCCAAAAGGACUCAGGCUGGAAGCGGCAGGUUGAUCUUGCCAUUCUACAGCUUUUUGGAGAUGGGGAGAUGGAGGAGCUGGAAGCUCUCUGGCUCACUGGCAUUUGUCACAACGAGAAGAAUGAGGUUAUGAGCAGCCAGCUGGAUAUAGAUAACAUGGCGGGUGUCUUCUACAUGCUGGGAGCAGCCAUGGCCCUCAGUCUCAUCACCUUCAUCUGUGAGCACCUCUUCUACUGGCAAUUCCGCCACUGCUUCAUGGGUGUCUGCUCUGGCAAGCCUGGUGUGGUCUUCUCCAUCAGCAGGGGUAUCUACAGCUGCAUCCACGGCGUGGCCAUCGAAGAACGCCAGUCAGCAAUGAACUCCCCCACAGCAACUAUGAACAACACCCAUUCCAACAUCCUCCGCCUGCUUCGGACAGCCAAGAACAUGGCCAACCUGUCAGGGGUCAAUGGCUCACCACAGAGUGCCCUAGACUUUAUCCGCCGCGAGUCAUCAGUCUAUGAUAUCUCUGAGCACCGCCGCAGCUUCACUCAUUCAGACUGUAAAUCCUACAACAACCCCCCCUGCGAGGAGAACCUCUUCAGUGACUAUAUUAGUGAGGUGGAAAGGACCUUUGGCAACCUCCAGCUGAAGGACAGCAACGUGUAUCAGGAUCACUACCACCACCACCACCGCCCCCAUAGCAUCGGCAGCACCAGCUCCAUCGACGGGCUCUAUGACUGUGACAACCCGCCCUUCAAUGCCCAGUCACGGUCCGUCGGGAAGAAGCCCUUGGACCUGGGGUUACCUCCUGCCAAGCACAGCCAGCUAGGUGACCUCUAUGGCAAGUUCUCCUUCAAGAGUGAUCGCUACGGGGGCAGUGGGACCCAUGAUGACCUGAUUCGCUCAGAUGUUUCAGACAUUUCCACUCACACAGUCACCUACGGCAACAUCGAGGGCAAUGCGGCCAAGCGGCGGAAGCAGCAGUACAAGGACAGCCUGAAGAAGCGCCCAGCCUCUGCCAAGUCCCGGCGGGAGUUUGAUGAGAUAGAGCUGGCCUACCGCCGGCGCCCGCCCCGCUCACCUGACCACAAGCGCUACUUCAGGGACAAGGAAGGGCUACGGGACUUCUACCUAGACCAGUUUCGGGCCAAGGAGAACUCGCCGCACUGGGAACAUGUGGACCUGACGGAUAUCUACAAAGAGCGGGGAGAUGAGUUUAAGCGGGACACAGGAGGAGGAGGGGGUGGAUCCUGCACCAACAGGGCCCACCACAAGCACGGCUCGGGCGAGUUUGGCGGAAGCAAUGAGCACAAGCAUGGUGUUGUGAGUGGGGUCCCAGCGCCAUGGGAGAAGAACCUGACCAAUCUAGACUGGGAGGACCGGACCGGGGCUAAUUUCUGCCGCAGUUGCCCUUCUAAGCUGCACAACUACACGCCAUCAGUGGUGGGUCAGAAUUCCACCCGCCAGGCCUGCAUCCGCUGUGAGGCUUGCAAGAAAGCGGGCAACCUGUAUGACAUCAGUGAGGACAACUCACUCCAAGAGCUGGACCAGCCACCUGCCCCUGUGCCCGUGGCCACUAGUGCCACCUCUUCCUCCAAAUAUCCUCAGAGCCCUUCCAAUUCUGCUUCCAAGGUGCAGAAGAAGAACCGCAACAAGCUCCGCCGGCAGCAUUCCUAUGACACCUUUGUGGACCUGCAGAAGGAUGACUCAGCCUUGGCCCCCCGCAGCGUCAGCCUCAAGGACAAGGGCCGGUUUUUGGAGGGGAGCCCCUAUGCCCACAUGUUUGAGAUGCCAGCUAGUGAGACCACCUUUGCCAACAACAAGUCCUCAGUGCCCGCCACCAGCUACCACCACCACAACAACCCCGGCAGCAGUGGGGGCUACAUGCUCAGCAAGUCGCUCUACCCCGACCGGGUCACCCAAAACCCUUUCAUCCCCACUUUUGGGGAUGACCAAUGCUUGCUCCACGGCAGCAAAUCUUAUUUCUUCAGGCAGCCUGUGGUGGCAGGAGGGCCCAAAGCCAGGCCAGACUUCCGAGCCAUUGUCACCACCAACAAGCCGGUGGUCUCAGCCCUUCAUGGGGCUGUGCCAGCCCGUUUCCAGAAGGACAUCUGUAUAGGGAACCAGUCCAACCCCUGUGUGCCUAACAACAAAAACCCCAGGGCUUUCAAUGGCUCCAGCAACGGGCAUGUUUAUGAGAAACUCUCCAGUAUUGAGUCUGAUGUUUGAGUGAGAGGGGAAGAGCGUGGGGAGGGACUGGGGGUGUAUGUGGGGCAUGGGAGGGUGGGGUGGGAUCAAUCCCAUCAGCUACUCUUCUGAGUCGUCCUUAGUUUGUGGGAUACUGGAGUUCUGAGUAGUGCAGCACUGGCGACAAGUGCCACCUCUUUGGUGUCCCCUCUUCGGUGUCCCCUCUUCCUCCUCCCCUUUCUCAAUCCUCCCGUUUUAUCUCUUUUUCCAUGUUCUCACUCCUCCCAUUCUCCUCCUCUCCAUUCCUGGCCAUUGCACUUUACAGUGAUGUCGGAGUUGGAUAUCCUUGCUUGUGAUUUCAGAAAGCAGAGAAAAAGGCAGGGAAGGGAUGGGCUGAGGAGAAGCUGCAGUGACUGUAGUGUUUCACUUCUGCUGGCUCCCAGCAGAGAAAGGCAUGUGCACACACACAUGUGUGUGUGUCAGGAGGAGGCAGCAGAAGCAGUGUAAUGGACAUGCAGGAAAAUAUGCUUGCUCAGCCAACUCUUCCUAAAACUGCCUACAAAGGAGUAGUAUUUAAGACAUGGAGAAAAUGAAGGGGGAAUAACACGACUAACUUGAUGAUGCACUUAUAUGUUAGCUAUAUUGAGGUUCUUGUUACAUUAUUUUGUGAAGACUAUGGGGGUUUAGGGCUGAAAUAUAUAUAUAUAUAUAUAUUUGCGUAUAUGCUGAGAAAUUUUAUGCUAGAAUUUUGAAUUGUCUGCUGGGGAGGUGUGGAGGGAGGGAGAGAAGGCUUGUCUGCAGGUCAGGCUAGUGGUUUCACUGUGGCUAUUACAGCCAUUGAAUCUGUGGCAGACCAGUGGGAGAGAUAGAUAGGCAGUAGAGUCUGAGUUUGGGAAAGCUGAUCAGCAGCCUUUCUGAUUCCAGGGUUGGUUUUCCAAACUCUGACAAAAGAUGCUGGUUUGCACUGAAAUGAGAAGAAUUUGGGGAAAGGGGAACAGGGUUAGUUCAUUAGCUGUGAACUGCUCACUAGCUGUGACAUACUUCAAGGGUGGGAGCAGUAUAUAGUAUGGGUUUGCCUAUAUGCGAGUAUAUACGAUAACUUAUACUUGAAAUGUCUAUGAAGAAAGCAAAAUAAACCCACGAUCCUAUAAGGUGUCUGGAGUACAAACACAGUGGAACAGAGCUUAAGAAUAGGGAAAGGUGGGGAGUUUUUUCACUGUCACUUCAGGGGACACCAAGCCCAUUUUGGUCAUGUUCUUUCAAUGAGAAGGGGAGGGAAAAAAUCCUUCUACUCUCCCUACCCUUGGCCAACAGGUUGGAACAAAAAGAAUAGGGUGCCCGCUGCCAAUGCUGGCAUGGUGCUAGAGAGGAAAAAAGAAAUUUCAUAGAAGGGUGUGUGUGGUGGCAGUGGUGCUGGUGGACUGUUUCAAUGCCUCCUUGCACAUGUGGAAAUGGGAGGAGGGUGUACGCACCCUUGGGAAAUACAUAUGUAUAUUUACUAUUGAAUGUACAGAGGAAGUACACAGCUUGUCUUCCUGGGAAGGGGUGUGCUUGAAUAAAUGCCAGAAAGCACAGAAGCUUGUGCUGAAGGCUGAAGAGAGGACAUGCAAAGCUGAGAUGUGUGUGUACAUGUGUGUGUGCCUCUGUGUGCAAGAGAAAGAUACUAGCACAGGUGCAAAGCUGGAAUAGCCUAGGGUUUCCCAUCCCUGCAGUUGUAGUGACAGCUUUCCCGGUGCACUUAGUAUCGAUAAGAGUGUUUUUUCUUUCCAUUGUAUCAUUUUAGAUGCAACUUAAACUAAAGGAAAAGGAGCAAUGGUAGGAGUGAGAAGUUGAACACCCCAUUCAUAUGUCAUCUUUCUCUUGAGGUGGGGGUGUGGACUGACCUCUCCCUCCUGAGAGAUAUGCCAAAAUCUCUACUGCUUAUUCUGGGUCUGUCCCAGUGUCUCAAUCACCAUGGCUCACCAGGGGAAGGAAGAGUUAAGAGAGUCCUGUGCUGAGAGCAGGGGGAGACUGCUGGGGAUUGACUCUGAAGGGAGAAGGCAGCCCUGCCUUUAUGAGCCACAUUUCUUGGAGCUGAAAGCCACCUCUCUCACAUUCCUCACCACACCAUGGUUGAUUUUAUCUUAUCUUUCUCUUUUUAAGCCAAGAGAAGGCCUUUUCUUUAUUUACCUAUUUAAUUUAUUUAUUUUUUAAGCUGGGGAGGGUGGGAUUUACUUGUAAAGUCAAAGAAUGUGAGGAGAGGGUGGGCAGGGUUGGCGAGGGGAAUAUUUUCUUAUAUUUCACUGAGGAAAUUAAGGAGGGAAGAAGGGGAGAGUCUUUGUGAUGCCACCCCUUAGUCUUUGAGGUAAGGGAACUUCUUACUCUUUCCCUCUUCUCUUAUUACAAGAACAAAUAGGGAAAGAAAAAAGAAAAAAAAAAUCAAACAAAUUAACAGAGCGAUCUGCAAUCCAGAACACAUGGCAGCUUGUCAGACACCUCUGACAGCGGCCACCAAGAAGGCGUUCCUUUCAUUUGUAAAUAUUUCUUUUUUAUUGCGUUUUUGUAUAAAUUGGUGUUUCUCUUCUCGUGAAUAUUCAGGUUGUGGGGUGGGAGGGAGGGGAAGUUUGUUUCUGUUCUGUUUGUUUUCUAUGACUUUUCAGGCUGCGUUUUGGAAGCGGUUUACGCAGGUCGAGGCCGUAUGAAUGAGAAAAAAAAAAAGAGAGAGAGAGAAAGAGAGAGAGAAACCCAUGUGUGUUGUGUUCCCCUGAGGCCCCCUGUAUUGCCCUGUCACCUUUAUCUUCAUGAAUGGAAGACGCCGGACCGUCACUUCAAGCCUUGCCAGCAGGGUUUCAUGUUUUGAUGGGAACACCCCCAAUUCCUUUUUGCAUAUAAACUCUCUGUACCAGCAUCUCUCUGUGGAGCUUGGGCCUCAAGGCACUACACUGUCUUGAUAGUAGUGGGGUGAACCAUCAAGUUGGCCGCUCAGGUUGGACCAUCACUUUGACAUUAAGAGACUUCUCCAAUGCUACUUUGGUUUAGAAAUCCUGGACCUGGGAAAGCUUGUGCUAAUUUCUGGUAUUUCCUAAGGGCUUGGGGUGGGGGAGCUUGACAGCUGAUGAGGGCAGCUAAUCUCUUUGGUGGUUAUCUCGGUACUUUUCCCUCCCUCCCCACCUGGAACAAGGAAACCUGAAGGGUGGCUCUGCAGGGAAAUUAAGCUGAAAACAAACCAAAAAGAAGUUAAUGGAACUUUUUUCAAAUCUCUUCUUAAAGGUUCUGAUUUUUGUGUUCCGGGUUGAAAGUUGGUUCGUAUUUUCUCCGAACUGGUCUGUCCCUUGUUCCACUGAUUGGCAAAUGAUAGUUUGCCAAAAUCAUUAUCUAGUAUUGAUACUGUUGUAGCACUGUUAACACUCUGAGUGCUCUGCAAAUAUAACUGUGCCACAAACCACUCAAAUGAAUGCUCUAGGGCAACCAGAAAAGAAGAACUGGAAGUUCUGGACUGAACCACUGGUCUAACCACAGGAGUCUGGUAUUUUGCCUUCUCCCACAGUAGAUUAGGCCAUGUGUCCAUCAGGUUAAUCCUUUCUCCUAUAAGCGAUCUUUUCUGGUUGUUUUGUUUAUUUUAGUUCUGACAGGUCAACAAGUUUUGGGACAGAGAUGAAGGGGAAGGGGGGAGGGGGGAGGGUGUAAUUCAUAAUCCAGAAAAUAAAUCAAUGAUGUUAUUAAACUCUGAUUAUAUAUUUAGAAUUUUAGAUUUGGUGUAUUUUCAUUGUAAGUCUUCAAGUAAAUCAAACAGGUAAUAUUAGCAGCAGGUGUUGUCUAUACUAGGAAACGACCCAUGUGCUGUGUAUUACCAGGCCAGAAAAGAAUGGAAUUUCAUACCAGAGCCUGACAAAACUCCAUAUCCCCUCCCUUGCCAUUUCUCUCUCUCUACUGUCGGAACACCAGUAUUUUCUGGGGCAGUGGCUGGGAACAUUUCCCCUCUCUGAAGGUUUCUGCACACAAGAAUACUGAACAAAAGCCGUUGUAUCCUAUACCGUUUGGUGACCUCUAUUGAAUAUUUGCAGCCAACCUCCCAGGGAAGAUUAGGUGCCUUUGGCAAUGUUUCUGACAUUUACCUCCUCACUUCUAGCCCCAGGCAUGGCUCUCUGAGAGGUAUUUUCAUGAGCCAUGUUCUUCUGAAGUGGUACUGGAAUGUAUGUACUCAGCUGAAGGAGGAUGUGUAUGAAGGAGACUGAAGAAGUAUUCAGAAAAUAUCAAAAUGUGCCAUUCACAGUGGAAAUCAACUGGCAGGUAGAACUUGCAGCCAUGGAUCUCCACAUCAUAAACAUUGUUGGAGUAUUCACACCAGCUUUUUACUGUAGUGCAACACAACACGGGCUGGUGUAGUAGUUCUUUGUCUCCCAUCACGGCUCCCAGUGAGGGCAGUAUCAGAACUUUCAAUGUCACAUCCUAAGUAGGAAAGAAAAGCUGCAGUCAGGACUUGUUGUCAGUUGAGACAAUGAAGCACACCGGCCCCACCUCCUCAAUAACAAAAAAAAUCCCAUUCUCUCUGAAAUCCAGCAUGCACUGUCAGAACUCUCCAGGCAAGAAACCCAGUGGGUUCAAAAUGUUUAGCAAUAUGCAAGUAUGAACUUUGCCUGUAGGAAAUUGGUACUUCAGUUUCCAGCAUAUGGGGGGAGGAAGGUUCCUUUGUGAUAUCCUGAAGGAUUUGGUGGAGGAGUUAAGAAUUGCCAGGAUGAGCCUCUUCUUCAGCAAUACCUGCUGAUGUUGAGCUCUUCACUUCAAAAAGACACUAGCAUCCAUCUUGAAUAAUGCCCCUUUGUACAUUCAAAUAGAUUUUUCUCACAGCAAAAUUGCCAGCAAAAGAGAGAGGGGGAGACAAAGAAUGAAUAUGAUGGUGGUGACAGGUCAGAGUGAUCAGAGAUACCUCAGGGAUCUUUAUAGGCAAGUCUUUGCUUUAGAGCUUUCUAUCAAAUAUGGCAUAUCCUCCCACCUACAUUGCUUAUCAACAGAUGGAAGGAAGCCUGGGAACACAGCCAGUGAUCAGACUUAGGCCUUUCACACAUCUUCAACUUCAGUCAAGCAACCUUUGGUGAGCCCUUCCCAUGGAGAAGGGUGGGAGGUUGCUCUUCCCCACGCAUUUUUGGUUGCCAAAAAGAAAAGGAGAAGGGAAGGGGAUAAAUAUCAGGGGUGCUGAUGAAAGGACUUUGUGCUGACUCUCUUCACCCUUGCUUUAAGGAAUUACACUUCACGCUUCCUUCUCAGUCCAAGCUGACAAAGGGUAGAGUCCAAUUAUGCUUCCUCUCUGUGGUAUAUGCCUGGCUCACCACAGGACCCUCUGUGAGCCAUGUACGAGAAAGGAACCAAUUUGCUGGCAACAAACGGGGACAGACUCCAAGCCACAAUCUCCUACUGCACCCACUCUUCCCCAUAAGUGCUUCCCUGCUGCUGAACACACCUGGCGUGUCCACCUGGAACACACCUACCAUGCUGCUGGAUGCUGCAGGGCACAUUGAGAUAGUAACUAGUGGGACCCAAAUGUUGUCCCCACAAGGGCUUAUUUUCAAAUUGCAGCCAAAUAGAUUUCCAAGCCAUAGACCCUCGCUGCAUUCACCCACCUACACUUCCCUGUGGCUUCCUCUCUCCUCCCCCAUCAAAGGCAAACUGGGGCGCUGAGUGUCUCACUGGCAAUAUGAAUACUAUUGCUUCAUCUUCAUCACGGGCUCUCUGGACCUGCCUGGAGCUGACUGCAGACAGACCUGGGUGUCUGCCACUAGAAUGGCAACACAAAAAACAUUUUGCAAUUGGCUUUGAGUUCUUUCUCUAUCUCUUGAGCAUCCCCAAAUUCCUCACCUAGCCAUGCCAUUUGAGUGAAUUUUGGCACCCUUCUGUCAUUGCUGACAACAAAACUGGCACGGCAUAAAUCUGCUUGUGUAUAGAAAAAGACAGUGAAACCACAUCACAGAGAGCAGGCCUCAUGUCUGCAAAUGCCAAGGGCACAGUCCCCUGGGUGCUGAGGUAAAAAAAGGAUCUCUGUGAUGUGUUAGCAGUUACAGAUCUCUUAACCUGCUGGCCUUCUGCCGUUAAAGGAACACAGCAACCACUGGUAUACACUCCAACAGGUCAGAAAAAAAUUCCAUGCUAUGGAACAGAGGUUCCUCUGGGCACGCACACUCAUGAGACAUACUGGGGAAGUGAAACAUACAUGAACAAACCCAAUACAGCAGGAAGCUGUGAGGGUUGAGUGACUACACACACACAUAAACAAACAACUUACAUACACACACACACAUAAACACACAACUCACACACAGUAGAUUGCAGUACACUUAAUGACUCUGUCCCACAAUGCAUUUUUGGCAAGUAGGAACAACGUGACCUUUCCUAAUGUUCUGCUGGUAGUUAUUUAAUUUAUGUAUUCACUUUGUGACUUUUACAUCAUCUGCUUUCUUGACUGCAGCAUUACUGUGUAAAUACAUGUGUAUAUAUGUACAGAAACUAGCUCAAGCAAUUAUAUUCAGGAUGGGAAAAGGGUGGGUUUUAUAUCUGUACAGUAUUUCCUUAUUAAAUAAUGGCAUGGGGGGGGUUGGGAAAGUUAACUUUUAAAUUGUGGUUUUAUUGGUCUGUGGUGUUUGAAGUUGUUUCAGUGGUUGCUUUUGCUGGUUCGGAAAGUUUAUCUGGAUGUUAUAUGUGUGUGCCAAGAAAGGGUCCCCAAACAGGGGAGGUUUGGGAUUGGUGAGGGGUGGUGGGUAGCAGAGGGUGUUAAUAAUUUCCUGUAAUAAAAGCCGUGUUGAUUGCUAGGGACUGUUUCUGUGAGGCACAGGGCUGUUUCCUUUUCUAUGUGCUUUGCUCUUUGAUUAUUUUCUCUUCCCUGGUCCCCGUUGUCUUCUCCCUGGGAUGUCAGCAGAGUACAUUUGUUACUGUGGAUUUCAGGGAUCUCCCUAUGGGCCUUCAUCUCCUGACCAACUCUUCCAUCUCCCUCUUUUUGUGGCCUUCCUAGUACCAGUGAGAGGGGAGAUGGCAUGGUCUCGUAUCCUCUGUGUUGACCACUUCACUUCCUCUGCUCUUCUUUGUCCUUCCUCUUAGCAGAACCUCGUUUUCAGGUGUUUUGAUCUCUUCAGCAGCUUACUGUGUCAUCUCCCUGGCCUCUUAUCUGCUUUCCUAUUUUACUCACACCUAUUCUUCAAUUUCAUCUCUAUGCCUCUUCCCUCAGAAUGACUUAUGUUGGCUGUUUGCCCACUCUCCUCUUAUUACUGUCUUGUUGCUCUGUUGUCUUCAUCAACCUGUGCAAUGCUGUGUAGAAGAUGAGUGAAGGGCAGGCCUCUACUACUUCUCUCCUGGAAAAUUCUAGCCAUGACCAGAUUUUUAGAAGAUGAUAUUUCGUAGCUAUUUUUGACUUCUCUGUCACUUUCACUGAAGCAGUGUUCUGCUCCUGCCUUCUCAAGAAAUAAGAAAUAAUCAGUAUGGCAAAUUUGCCUAUGCAAGGGAGCAGUGAAGUUGUAUUUUCUGAGAAAGCCCAGAGAAAGAACAUAAUUUCUGUCCUUGAUGGUUGACUGGUGAAUUUAGAGCAGGAGCGGAUACAGUUUUUAACCACUCCAGGUUGAUCCAUAUCAGGAUCACUAGAGUUUCUUUGCUUUUACUCUACAUGAAUAAAGCAAGGCUGCUGGAGAGAAGUAUGCUAUCUUUUAAAAGCACUUCCUUUAAGUCCUAGAGGCCAUUGGCUUGUAAAGACCUAUGUUCUGCUGUGUUGCAAACCUAGGAGCGAGUGUCUGGUAGUAUUUGCUCCCUUUCUGUCUGAUAAGUUAAUAUAAGCUGGUACUUGGCACUAUCUGCCUAGGGUUUGUGGUCUCAUGUCAUGGCAGUAAGGGAGGAGAGUGAUAGGAUAGUGAAUAAGCCAAUGCAAAACUGGUAGGGGCUCUGGGCAGAUGCCAAAACACCUCCCUCCUUCCCUUUUUGACAAUUUGCAUUGUUCCUUAAUGAACAUCAACCCACCAUCCUUUACGUCCAUGUUACUGGUUGCUUAUCCUUGAAAACACAUGGAUCUGCUGGCCACAGUCUGAGAAAGGGCCAGGCAGUCUCUCUGUGUGUAGUGUGUUGCCAAGUGCCAUGGUCUCUGAGGUUUUGAGUUGUGCUGUAUGAAAUCAUAUGGGCAGUGCAGGGAGCAAUGCAAAGGGUCAGCAUGGUUAUUCAGAGCAGCAGUCUUCUCCCAGUUGCAGCUAACUCUUGUUCAACAUCAUUGCAGACCUGCGUUUCUGAUUUCUGGGUGAGAGAAACCACCACAGCCACAUGGGAAUGGAGCUCUGCUCACAAGGGUGAGCAGGGUAGUUAUACUUCUCAUGUACCCUUGCUAUGACAUUGGCAUUACUGUCCCAGCAUGGUCCACAGUGGUCUGUGUACCUGUAAAUACACGUCUGCAAAUACCUGUCAGUCUGGGAGGAGGUGUAUGUUUGUGCAUUCGAAUGACUCCUGGCAGAACUCCAAACAUGCGUGGACUUGGAAAUGCGGGCCCAUUUAGUGCCAACCCACGAUGUGGGUAGGUAUCUCCUUGGGAGUACAUCCCAUCUAUUACUUAUGACCAAAAGAGUGAGUUACUUUUCUGAGCAUCACCACUUCCUUGCUGUGUUUCCUUUGCUUAUUCUAUGUGCCAACAUUUGUGGGGUGUCCAGAGAGAAUGCAUCCCAUUACAUGAGACUUCUGUCUGCGCCCUUGGACACUGGCUGCUAAGUCCCAUGUCAAGAGGAGAAAGAUGAUACCUGCCCCUGAACAGACAAAAAUCAGUCGAGGGGAUAAGAUUAAAGUUUUGUGCUUUCUCCCUCUGCUUUCCUUCCAGGCCUUGGAACCUGAUUCAUCUUCACAGGCAGCUAAACUCCUGUGAAAUUCAAGGAGCUUUUGGAAAAGCUACUUAGGGGUUUAGAUGCCUGGAAUACUUUUUUUUGGAUUCUUUUCCCUGUGUGGGCCUCUUCCUGCAGUGCAUUUUGCCAGGAUUCAUCUCCCAGGAACUCACCAUGCUUGAACACAGCUUAGAGGGGUUUCCUCUGCUUGGGAUCACCAUGUGUAUGUUGCAUGCCUGUUGCUACUUGUCUGUAUUUCUUGCAUGUGUCUACUUGUGGGGGGCAGGGGUGGGUUCAUAUUGGUAUGUGUAUUUAUGCAGCCUGCACACAUUUGUAUGUGUGGUGCCACGGUGUGUGUGCUUAGGUGUUUGUAUGCAUGUGUUUGAACCAAGAGAAAAUGUUGGAAGCCGUAUGCUGCUAAAGCCAGGUGAUGGGGACUUGCAGGUAACUUGGCAACCCUGUUGUUGCUUACCUGGCAGACCCCAGGCACACCUGCUUUGUUUGGACUCUGGGGGACCAGCUCUGAAUCAGGGCUGGGAUACAGACUCCUCCUGUAGAGGGUUUGAAUAUAGCACCAUUUGAAUAUAGAAAUCCAUUCCAUGUGUUCAUUCACUUCUGUGGUAAAUCCGCUGUGCCACAUUUCCAAACCAUUGUGCCACACUCAUUACCUACUUUGGCCUUAACUGAUAGGUGGAGCAGGAAGACAAUCACAUACUGACCAGUAAGGUCUUUUGGGAGAGAUCUGGUCAAUCUGAUCUGUGACUGAAACAAGACUUCCUUGCUAUUCAUUUUGCUGCCUCCUAGGGCAAUGUGAGCACUGAAAUUCCACUUGCAAGAAAUCUUGUCCUUUCUUGCUCUUGUGUCAGGUAGACACAGGAAAAAGCUGAGCUGAGGUGGAUUGAUCUCCCAUUCCCUCUAUUUGAAAGGACAUCACUGUUGCUGCUUGGAGCUGGUUAGGGAGCUUGCAAAUUCCACACUCUGGAGGGAUUCAGUUUCCUCAGAGGGAACCGUGAAAAGGGAGGGUGGGAGGGAGUGACCUUUCUGCAGCCAUUCUUCAUCCCAUUCAUUUCCAGGAGAGAUUGCAACACUGCUAGCACCAGAGAGGAUGACCUGCUGGGAGGGCCCUACAGUGCCAGCUGGCACAGCAUUUUAACUGGCCAAACUGCUGAACAAGACACUGCUCUCCUCCGUCAGCAGCCAGAAAAGACAAUCAGAACCUGAUGAAGAGAUACCAUAAUUAGUCAGAUGGAGAAGGAGCAACAUUUGGGGGCUAGGGCCCUCAUCAUCUACACUGUAUUAAGUCUGCUUAACCAGCCCUUUAUUGCCGGUGUCACUGGGUCUCUUUGAUAGUUUCUUUUUCUUUAUAUGUAGACUCAUUCUAUCAGACAACAUCUGUCCACCUGCUCUGCUUUCUUCCAUGUCCAGCCACUCUUUCCUCUCCAUCAAAUUGUAUCCUGUGCUCUGCCAGGCUUGUCUUUUAUGGAAGAGAAGAUGUAUGUGUGUGAGUGCUUGUACGUGUGUGUGUAUUAAGUAUUAUUACUACUACCAACAUGCUAUACACCUAAAAGCUCCUAUCAAGCUGGAGCCUUCAAGAGGUGCUGUAGGAAAUGACCUUCCCGCUGGACAGCAGUCAGUGUGGAGGUUAGCACAAAAAGCUGCUAGCUUUGGACGCCUCUUUGCCUGUCUGGUUGCUUUUCCUAUCUUCGGAACAGGCUGUCUCUCACCUGUGAUCAGAAACACAGUAAACUGCUCUUUUUAGCUUUGCGUUUUCAAAAUUUCUAACACGGGGGAAAGAUUGUUGUUUAGCUGUUGAUUUAUUUUGUAUGUUUGCUGUUUGUUUGUUCGUUUACACAGUCCUUUUAGUGGGCGCAGGGAGGUGUUUUCAGCAAUACAACUUUCUGAGACCUCAGUUCUGUGCAGUUAUUUUUUGUAUGGUUCAGCUGUAUUUGGGGUCUUUCCUUUGUACAUGUUUUUCUGGAACGGCAGGGCUGUCUUGAAACGUCUCUUUGCCAGUGACCAAAGCAUCAUCUGUAAUCGGAGGUGAAAACUGGUAUAAAGUGGAGGCAGCAGCCUUUUGGGAAGUAGCUUUUCACUGACUUCCCUCUGGAGUCCCAGAAGACAAAAUAUUUAAUUGUUGCACAGGUGGGUUUUGGAGGUUUUUUUUUGGUUUGGGUUUUUUUUGGCUUCUCCCUCUCUUUUCCUUUUUUUUUUUAAUUUUUCUCUAUUUUUCCCUUAAAAAACAUUUAAACGUUUCUCCAGUGAGCUUUGGCCGUUGAACCAAAAGCUGCUGCAAGGCAGGGAGGCUGUCUGAACUCCAGGUCCUGUCCUCCUGAAGCCAUGCAGGAUUGCCUGGGCGAGGAUGGAGAAAGGCUUUUUUUUGGCAGUUUCCAUGGCCAUUCCUGGGACAAGAACCCUGUGGCUGCUGAGGGGCCUGACCCAAAGGAAAUGAGCACCCACAGAAGAUCAUCCUCUGGGUCAGGCUGGAGAACAGGCAGGGGAAAUGGCUCACUGGCCCCUGCACAGUCCUUCCUAUGCUGGAGCAGGAGCCAGGCAUGUAGGUCUGCAACAGGGACAAAUGAAUGACCCUAAGUGGGCCAGAGGGGCUCAGCCUUGCCUCUCCUGAGCUAUUUGCAAGUGGUUAGGAACAACCCUCAAUCUAGACAACAUCAUUCAAGACUGAGCAGAGUGUCACAAACUGUAAAGCAGGGAUUAAAGGUGGUGCAUGGGUAUCUGGCCAGCUCUCAAUAUCAUGACACCUAAGGGAAAGCCCAGCACCUUCAUCCUUUGGUACUUGGAAGUGGCUGAGAACGGUAGUGGAGAACUGUUGUGUCUGCUAGGGUUGGGGCAGGUAGCGUCUCUAGACCUGGUGCAGGUCAGCUUCAGCUGUAUUUGCUUUCUAACUAAUAUACAUUUACUUUGGAGAACACAUUUGAUAAGCUCAGUCUAUCAACCAAAAGAAAAAGAAAUAUGUCUAGUCUAAGUCUUCUACUGCCCAACACUGCUACCUCCUCUUCUCUUGAGCUGUUGGUGUCUUGCGGUGAAGCCGGCCACACAUCAGGCUGUUGAACACAGCAGAUAUAUCCGCUUCUGAGACCAUCUUUGCCUAAAUUUUGCCUCCUCUUCAUACCCUUUAUGCAUGCAAGUGUGUGUGCACACGCACACACACACACACACACACGUACCACAUAAAAACACACACACACACACACACACACACACACACACACACAAGCCCACCUCCAGCCACUCUGCUGGUGAAAAUCAGAGCCACAGAGACAUGAGUGCCAAAUGACUUUUUAUUUCUCAAGUAAAUGAUAUAAAAAGUUUUGUUAUUUUUCUUUUUUUUUUUACAUAUGCAAAUGUAAAAGGGAACCGACAGUGAAUUGGUGGUGGUGAGAGGAAAUGGGAUGUUUUGUAACCCUAGCUGCAGUAAAAAAAAAAAAAAGAAAUGAAAAUCCAUUAAAAAUAUUUAAAAAACACAAAAAGAAAAAAAAAACUUGAACUAUUUUGGAAAUAUUGUGAAUAAUUUUUUGAUAUAAAAACUAAUUUUUAUGUAGCAUGAAAACCACCAAAAUAAAAUGAUCAAGAAUAAAAGCUGUGCAGAGGGUGUUUUUGUUUAGUUAUUGAGGGAAAAGAAAGAAGAGAAAAGCAGUGGCGUAUGAGAGAGGGAUGCUUCUGUCAUGGCUUUUACUGUGUGUUUCUCAACAUAUAAUAUUUUUAUUCAGUCUUGGUAAGUGGACUUUUGUGAUUAUGUAAAACAAAAGAAAAAAGGAAAAACUCAUUUUAUAUGAAAAGGUAAUUUUUAUCUAUGAUUUCUGGGGAGAAAACCUUGAAAACAAAACCAGAAUGAAUCCCAAGGACUCAAAAAACCAAAAGGCAAAUUGAAAAUGGCCAGGAUCUGCUUUUGAAUGUUAGCAGUGAUCACGAUUUUUUUCUUUUUGAUUUAUGAUUGUUGAGUAGUUGAGGUAUCAAUACUGAGGAGGCAGAUAUAAUGGAGGUAAGACAAUAACAAAGGACUGACAAAAUUCUGGGAUUUUGUUAUGUAAGGCACAGGAGUUAAACCAGGGUCUCUUGACAUUUCCUUCUGGAGUAAGGGAACAAGGUAGUGUCCUUUUGCAGGAUAUAUUGGUGCCAUUCUUCAUUCCUUAAAAGAAAAAAUUAACACUCUCCCUCACCAGGUUUCUUAAAGGAAGGAGACUGCCUCUCCCAAUUCCAGACAAAACAGUAUGUCAUAUCAGUGCUCCAGACUCUCUCAGAAAUGAUGGUGGUGGUUCUCUGCUCCACUGAAAGCAGUGAUGUGUCAGUGCUCUUUAUCUCCUUUGGGGUCUCUGACUCUAGGUGCUGGAGCACUGCAUUGCCUUUGAGGAGGUGCUAGCACCCAUCCCACCCUGCUGUGGAUCAAGGUGGAUCGUCAGCGCAUGCUGUGGAUCUUUCUUGCUCAGAGGACAGGAGAUGCUGGUUUCUGGACUCUUCCAGGGAGGUUGGUAGGUUGCUCAGUUCAUUUUGCCUUGAAACUAUUUCACAUGCCUGCAUAUGAAUUUCAGCUUUCCUCCCUCGUGCUCCCAUUUCCCACACAAUCAUUUAAACACUACCCCGUCAGCUAGCAGGGGACCUUCUCUGCUGCUCCUGUCCUUUUUGUCUUGGUGUCUUCUACACUGUAGGCUGAAAGGGAGUAGGCAAAUAGCACACCAUAUAGCUUAAAAUAUGUGUUUGGCACCGAGAAAGAAGGAUGAAAACCAGUGAGGACUCAAUAUCAACCUAGACUACACCUCUAGCAGUGUGCAGAAAAAGAAUCCCGGAUAAAAAUCAAGUCAAGAUACAGUGGACAGGGAGGACCUGGAGGCAAUGGUGGUGUAGACUAACUUGACUGGUAGGUUCUUGAAUUCUGAGCCCCAGAUAUAGGUGUGAAAGGGAAUCCGUGGAAACAUUACCUCUCGGUGGAGGAAAGAGAGGGAGAGUCCUUUUAGCAUAAAAGAGGCCAAAUCCUGAAGCAACUUCUUGGCCUAUCUGGGUCUGAGUUAGCCUGUCUCUGGGGCUUUGGCCAUGUGCUAUGCUAUCUGGAAGUUCUGCCAGGGGCCAUUCUACUCCAACCUCUGUGCUCACUCACCUUCCCUUCCCCAGAGUGAAGCAACAGGCUCAACUCUCCUCUUAGACCCAGAGGGCCUAUUGAUGAAGUAGAACAUCUUGCAUUUUGCUCAACUUAUUUCCACACCAAACUGCUCAGAUCUCAGGUCUUUCAAAGUAGACAUUCAACCAGGCCAGAGGGAGGACAGUAGUCCUUCCAGUACAUACGUACAGCAAAGGCAGGAGUCUGGAGGUUUUGAGCACACAAAUCCUAGAUACUCUUCUUGAAAGAUCUCUGUGCCUUUGUUAAUGUGAGUGCUGCUGGGUUUGUUUGCCCUCAACAAUUCUGUGUGGUCACAGAAUCACAGAAUAUUCUGAGUUGGAAUGUUCAAGUCCAACUCUUCAGUGAGUGGCCCCUCCAGGGAUUGAACCCACAUCCUGGGCAUUAUUAGCACCAGGCUCUAACCAACUCAGCUAAACUCAGGGUCCAUCAGGAAGCCAGGACUGUCAAUGAAGAACAGCUAUUCAAUGUGGCUUUUUGACAAUUUGAACAUGGGGCUAGGAUUGUAGUUAUAGAAAAGGCAUCUGCAAAGAUGUAUAUCCCAUAUCUGGGGAAUAUUAGCUCAUGUUCUUUAUUUAUUGGAGCAAUUUCAGGGCUUCUCUUUGGCCUUUCACAUGUAAGGACUUUUACAUGUGAUAAAGACACUUCCACAGGCUCUUGUCCUUUCCUGCACACAGAUACUCCUUUUUCAGCUUUGGACACUGAACCUUGAUGUUCUAAGAUACAGGUGAAAGCAUCCUAUUUGGAAUGAAAAAGAGCUAGUAGUAAUGAACCAACCACUUCUCCUAGCUUUGCAGCUUCACACUGCUUAGGGACUAACUGUUCAGAUGUUCUUCUUCCUCAAGUCACAGCUCUCUGUGCUGCAGCGGCAAGCCCGUUUGCUGUCCCAGCUGACCUUCCUCAUUCUACAUGCAGGGAGUAAGGGCUUCAUGGACACUUUAUUAUCUGAGGCAUUAGAUUAAAAUUGGAGAAGCAUGACGCUUUGGACCUGUCUCUGUGGCUCUUUGAUUAGUUAUCCUUGCUGAGGAGGCAAGACACUGAGGCCUGCCAGCUGCAAGGUUAAGCUUUGGGUAAGCGAUUGCCCUUCGGCUGCUGUUAGCAGAGGGGACGUGCACUGGAAUGCUAAGUGACUGACACUAUGCGCUCGCUGCUCUUUCAAGACUGGUGUGUAGACUCACAUCAAAGCAGAAAAGAAGGAAUUGGUUUUCUCCAUCCCUAUUUCCCCAGUUCCCAAGGGAAAAUUUCCUGAAAAUGAGAAAUGGAAGGUUCUUCCCUCACUUGGAAACUCUGACUGUUGUCUCUUCAUGUAGAGUAUUGUUUUGCAGUGGUAGAAUAAUGCAGAUCUUUUGGUGGUGUCCAAAUACGGGUUCUGGGCAUGUUUCUACAUCGUUUCUUUUGAGGGAAUAGCAUAGUUUCUGCCACAAAGGGCAGGGCCACUUUCUCUGCCACCUUGGUCUCAAGGGAUGAACCCUGAGUCCAGAGUCUCAAGCACUUAGUGCUUGCUUGGCGCUGUUCAAGUUGCCCUUCUACACACCCUGGACAUAGAGCAACCCCAGGCACCCCCAGCUGGGGGCCAUCAGCACUGAGUGUUGGGAAGAAAUAAACAGUUAAUGCUUUUGCCAUGUUUGCAUCAAGUAGGGAAGGAUUUUUAGAAGCACCUGAUAAUUUUAUUAAAUCAAACCCCAUCUGGUUGAAAGCCAAUAGUGAUUAGAUGCUCAGAUGCCUUUAGAAAUUUCCACUACAGAAGGUAGAAAUGUUUAUUCUUUAAAAAAAUCUCUUUAUGAAGGGUCUGGAGUGACCCUUAAUAGUGAGGUAAACUAAUUGAGUUCUCUUGAGCCUAAACUAUUGUAAUAUUAAUUUCAACUAGCAACUAAUCCUGGAGGAUGCCCUCUGUUGAGCUGAGGAUAGGGAGCUACCUUCAGAGGGUGCAGGACCUCCCUCCUCAAUAGCACCUGCCACAGAGGGGAAACUAGGUAGCACAUUGGCAGGGUUUCAUCAGAAAGGUGUGCUUGGGGAUGUGCAUCGAAUGCAAGCAGUGACUGGUGUCUUCAGGGGUAAUUUUGUGUUAGUCAAAAUGACUCUAUCUCUCCUAACAACAUUAUUGCUGUGGAAUUGGACAGUGUCAGUACCGGUCAUUAAUCUGGGAAGCAGUGAAUAAAGUGAAAUGCUGUGUCAGUAGGGUGAAACCCUGACAUAAAAUUGAUCAAAACCAUUUAGGUGCUGUUUUCAAACAAGAUUUGUCCGUUCAAUGAUUCACUCUGCCACAGUCCUUACUUCAAAGAGUUUGCGAUUUUGAUGCUAAAGACGUUUAUAUUAGCAUUUACAUUAACAAAUAAAUUGUCAGAUGCCAUAGUUUACAUAUAUUAUGCAAAUAUCCUGAAAUCUUGCAUGCAUUUGUGUCUAAAUUUCUUGAGGUUAAAUGAGACAUACACUUUAUAGGGGAAAUAAUUGAGGCAUCCAGAGGUAUGGUAAGCUAGGUGACUUGAUAUGACUUGUAUGAACUGUGAUAAAACCAAAGGGCAGAGGAGAAGGACAUCUGGCAUUUUUAUUUGUGAAAAGUAUUGCAUUCAUGGUUUCUGUUUGGAGAAAGCGGUGUAGGAAUCUCCCUGGGAUAUUCCUAGAAGUAGUGCUCCCAGCUUGUGCUGGGAGACAAGAUUUGGGAUGUUGACGGACUUCAACCUGAAGGGCCAGUCAGGGUCUCAGCCUAGUUGUUUGGGGGGUUUUUUUGAGAUUUGAGAGAGAAACACUCAUCCCUUUGCAGCACUGCGCAAACACCACCCAACUGAUCUUCCCCCACCCUAUAAAGGGAUGAGAUUUUCCUGCACAGGCAGUGGAACAGUGAGGAGAUGAGUCUGUGAUUCCACCCAGGAGCAGACCACAAGACCCUAGACUUGCCUGUCACCACUUCAGUACCUGGCAGAAUGUUUUCUUCUUCUCAUCCCUCUGAAAGUCAUGAAGGGAUGACAGUAUGCCCAGGGCAAUCAGCUUCUGCUUCAGGUGAGUUUGGUGAGAAAUUUGCUAUUCUGGCAGUGCUCUUGUUUUCCAGCUUCGUUUCACUUCUUCCAUUGGGCAAAGCCUUGAGGAUGCUGUAACUCAUCCCAGCCUUAGACAAAGAGAACCUGAAAGACAAAUUGUGGUAGUUUUUGCUUUGCAUUUUUAAUUAGCUCUACUUUUACAGGUAGCAUGAGGAAGUGCUUGUAUGGAUCUGAUCCAGAGAGGUGCUGGGCUGUACAUGCUCUCUCAAGAUGUGUGCAGUACACGAGGCCCAGCCUCUGCUGUCAGCUUGACCUAAUUUCUCUCAGCUGAAGCUCUACUAGGAUUCAAAAUACAUCUCAUUUCCCUUCUGUGGAAUCUUGCACAUCAAGGUCUUAUUGUACUCCUCACAAGUAGUCUUGAGCAUCCCUUUGCUGCUUUUGUCAGGCUGCUACAAACUUUCAGCAUUUACAGGGAGACUGUCAAAAUAUUGUAUAGAAAAUAAUUCCCUUUUUUCAGUUCCACCAGUGUGCAGUAACACCUCAGACUGUCACAUGGAAGAGGCUUCAUCAAGAACCUCUUUGUAUCAUGCAAAGCGCUCAUUCAGCUUGGCAAGUCUUGAUGAAUUUCAUCCAAGACAUCCUGGUCUCUUUGAACAGUGGCUGAAGUUUCUGGCCAACUUCUUCUUGGGCUUUGCUUCCACACCUUGCAGGAUGCUUUGAAGUGCAAACAAACAUGCAACUGGACAGAGGCUUACCUAGCUUCCUUUUGUCUUCAAAAGGCUAGGACAAUAAAACCAGCUUUCCUAGGGUUACAGUUCAGCUUUGUUCAAGUUCCAGCCUCAUUAAUUGCUCCAGAAUUUUAGGUCUGUCUUGCCAGAACCCCUUUAAAUUAUGCAUACUCCUACUUACACAGUCACUGCCACUCUUCAAAUAUUCAAGGGUUCCUUACAUUUAAUUUUGGAUGGUUUACUCUCUCCAGGGAGGAGGCAGUGUUUUAAAAAGAAAUUGCUGACGGAUAAAGUAGAGCUUACAUGACUUGCAGCAAACAGCAAUUUGAGUUCUGAAGAACAUGUGUAUCUUGGACAUGUAAAUUUUACUCAUUUGCAUUUAAAGGGCAUAUGUGACAUACAAUGCUGCUUUCUCAUCCAGUAACAUUAUCAUCCAGUGACAUUAACUUAACGCUUAAUGUCAAGUUUUUAUUAACAUUUACAAGCAUAUUGGGAAAUUAAUUUGUUUACUUGUAUUAUGCAAAACUGAUUUAAGAUCAUGGUUUGCAUUUACACACAUUACAUAGUGUUUCCUGAUUAAUACAUUAUAAUACACACAAAUCAUGUGUAAAUUGCAGGCUCACAUCUGCACCAUAAACUUCAUUUUCUGUAGUGUAAUAUUUGACUUAUCUGGCAGAACUUUUCCAUCAGGUUGCAGUUGAAGUCAAGAUAUCAUAAGGAGGGAAUUAAAACCAGGAAUCAGAGGUGGAUUUUCUGUCUUUUCUUAGUACAUGUUACUUGCCAGUACCCUGCAGUCAUGAAACAGAAGAAGAGGAUGCCAAGGUUAGCUGGCAACAGGAUGAGUUUCAUGUAAUGCUGUGGACCUGGAAUCAGGCUUCUGUGAACACACAGUUUCUGACACACUGAGUUGUGUGCUCAGUGAUUUUAGACUUGGAGUGAAAUGGGUGAGCAGCAAAAGGAGCCAGUGGGAGGGAAUGGGGCAUCAAUCAUCGCUGCCAGUCAUGGCCUGGCUACCUUGGCACUGAUCCUCGUGAAGGGGCUUGGCUGUGUGCAGCAGAGACCCUUGAGACACUCCACUCUGCUCCCUGUAACACCUUUGGCUGAGGAUGUUCAGGGCAGGCUGGCUGGCAUGGGAGGACCAGCGAAGAGUGUGGGGAGAAUAGAAGCAGUGAACACUGAGCAUCUGGUGUGGGGCUGAGACAGGGAUCCAGAAAGGCAGCGCCCUUGCACUGAACAUGGGGGCAAGGGAACACUGGAUACUUCCCCAGUGCAGCGUCUUCCUAUGGGAAAACGCGGUCAAACUCAGGCUUGCCUCAUCUCUCUGAGGCCCUAACCCUACUAUCUUUUCUCCACCAGUCAUGACCUCAUCCUCCUCUUCCAUACACCCUCAUCCCCCCUCCGUUUCUUCUUUCUAUAAAUAACUCUUUCUGAUUUUGGACAAGCAGGGAUCAACAGAUUCUGGAGGGGGGUGGGGAAGACACUUGUUUUGUUUGUUUUUUUUCCUUUCUCUCUUGAAUUUUGGUGUUUGAACUUGAAAAAAUUAUAUAUAUAAACAUAAAAAUAUAUGUAUUUAAGAAAAUGGAUUUCCUGGAGAACUAAGAAAGAAGUUAAUUUUUUCCCCUUUGAUUUCUUCUAUUUCUCACUGGGGUUUGUUUUUUGGGGAAGAGAGUUUUUGUGAACUGUUGAGAUUUACAGUUCAGCAUUGUUUAAAGGAUGUGAAGGGGAAAAAAAGAAAAAGAAGAAAAAUCAACAAAAACAUGAAAAUCCUUGUGGUGUACAAAACCUGUAAAUAGUCAAAGAUACUUUCUCUUUUCUAACAACAAAUUAUUUCUGUCACUUUAUAUUCAAAAAUAAAGAAACGUACCACAGAAUAUCAGGGUUAAAAAAAAUCGUAACCCAAUAUAAGAAUA